GUUUAAAGUAGAACUAUGACAUGCUGGAUUAAUGAGGUUAUCUCUCUUUCAGAUACUGUGGAGUGUAAAGCGUCGUCCAUGAAGAUCACGUUGUACCCAGCUGGAACCUUUAACGGCGUAAUCUACGUUGAUGGUAAAAAGGAUAAGGAAGGUUGUACGUUCCCAGACUCAAAUGGAACUCUAGAACUGGACUUACUGGACACAGCCUGUGGUGAAGUCACCUCCAACCCGGAAAGUGGUGAUCGGUCCCGAGUGAUAAAGAUGCAGUACAGCUCUAACUACAUCACCGACCGAGACACCAAGCUGACGGUCACGUGUUCAAGUGGAGCAGGAACAGUUGACGUCACGGCGGCCUUCACAAGCCAAGGCUCUGAUGGGAACACCAAGGAACAGGCUAUCCACAGCACGGCUGACAUCGUGUCUGACGCUGUAGACUUUGUGAUCAAGCUGAAGGAUGGUUCUGUUGUAUCCAGCUCCACUGUGGUGUCUCUAAAUGAUCAGCUCACCUUCCAGUUUAACGUAGACAGUGAAAAAGUGCCAGGUGGAGUAAGUUGCGAAUAUACUCGAAACCCCGGCAUAUCUUCCGGGAGUAUGCCUAGUAAAGUAAAAUCAAACGCAACACUGGAAGAGUGUAAAAAUGCUUGCAACGCCGAAUCCCAGUGCAAAUCUUUGGAUUACGUCAAAUCCAGUAUGAAUUGCUACAUGUUCCACUUCCACGUUGUGUUGUUAGACCGCACCCAGUACGUCGACCACUAUGUCAAAAAUUGUGGUUCUGGGGGAGUAAGUUCCAGAUAUACUCGAAACCCCGGCAUAUCUUCCGGGAGUAUGCCUAGUAAAGUAAAAUCAAACGCAACACUGGAAGAGUGUAAAAAUGCUUGCAACGCCGAAUCCCAGUGCAAAUCUUUGGAUUACGUCAAAUCCAGUAUGUAUUGCUACAUGUUCCACUUCCACGUUGUGUUGUUAGACCGCACCCAGCACGUCGACCACUAUGUCAAAAAUUAUGGUUCUGUAACAGUUACGCAGUGUGAGGCGUCUAAUGGUCAGUCGGAAGAUAACAAAGAGACUAUGAAGCUUAUUGAAAACAGGUUGGUGAUAGCAGCUCACAGCAAUAUUAACAUAACAUGUCAACUAUGCAGUUCACAGCAAUAUUAACAUGACAUGUCAAAU
Messenger RNA from Gigantopelta aegis, 1167 nucleotides. RefSeq lists its product as uncharacterized. Bases 16 to 1152 code for a protein of 378 amino acids. NCBI's taxonomy places the organism in Eukaryota, Metazoa, Mollusca, Gastropoda, Neomphalida, Peltospiridae. The transcript is spliced from 6 exons. The record is from RefSeq and is a predicted model, not a curated record.